Messenger RNA from Lactuca virosa, 1407 nucleotides. The record is from the annotation of a GenBank genome assembly. Lineage: Eukaryota; Viridiplantae; Streptophyta; Magnoliopsida; Asterales; Asteraceae.
GCAUUCUUCAUUUCUCCUACUCCUACACCCAACCGUUUUUAGUUUUUACGCCCAAACAUUUGUCUCGUUUACGUCCACAACUUCGUCUUCUUCGUCCGACUAAACCCUCUCUGCAACUUCCUCUCUCCAUCUCCAAUGGCUUCAUCCGUAUGCUCUUCGUUUCGAGCAAUUAUCCCUCAGUGGACUCACAGCAACAAAAUUUUCAGAUACUGUCUACUCCUACACUGCAAAAGGAAGCAUUCUUUCAAUUUCACGCCGUUAACUAUUUCUUCUGCUUUCAACGAUGAUUCCAUUCCUCCCACACCAAACCCUAAACAAUCCCAGAUGAGUUACGAUCCUUCAGAAGAUCUCUUCGGAAUUUACGCGGAUCUGCAGCCGAGGAAAGGUCUUUCAAGUGAUUCAAGUCCAAGGUCUUGGUUUGGUCCAAAUGGUCAGUAUAUUAGAGAGUUGCCUUGCCCAAGUUGCAGGGGAAGGGGCUACACUCCCUGCACAAUAUGUGGCAUUGAAAGAUCAAGAUUAGAUUGUUCACAGUGUAAUGGCAAGGGUAUGGUUACAUGUCAUCAAUGCUCGGGUGAAUGCGUAAUUUGGGAAGAGUCCAUUGAUGAAAGACCAUGGGAGAAAGCUCGUUCAAUUUCUCCACUGAGAGUAAAGGAAGACGAUGAAGUUGACAAUCUUGAAAUAAAACUGUCUGUAAGGAAAAAGUCAAAGCGUGUAUACCAUUCUCCAUCUCCUGAAGUUGGUUUGAAGAUCAGUAAAGCUUUGAAAGCAAUUGGGUGAUUGCAGAGCCUGAAUGCGAAAACUGGAUUAUUCACCAACCGAAUGAAACUCAUCCAUGGUAAUCCCAAGCUUCAUGCUGAACGAGUGGCAGCCAUCAAGAAAUCUAAAGGGUCUGUUGAUGCAAGAAAGCAUGCUUCAGAAACCAUGAAAGCCUUCUUUAGCGAUCCAGAAAACCGACGCAAAAGAAGCAUUUCCAUGAAAGGGGUGGACUUUUAUUGCAAAAACUGCGGUCGAUUAGGGCACAGGAGACACUAUUGUCCAGAAGUUGAUCAAACAGAUCGACGGUUCAGAUGCAGGUUGUGUGGCGAAAAGGGUCACAACAGAAGAAGCUGUAAGAAAUAUGAGACAAAAGAAUCAAAUUCAGAUAAAACAAGUUUUAAUCCACCGUGUUGCAGUGUAUGUGGAAAACCCGGGCAUAAUCGUAGGACUUGCCUACUUCAGCUUCAGCCCCCCACCUCCACCACAACCAAAACUCAGGGGAUCAAGAAAUCUCCUGUUGACUUGAAGAAAAGAGGUUACACUUGCAGGCUGUGUGGAGAAGAAGGUCACAACUUCAGGACAUGCCCCUCAAGAAACAUAUCUUAAUAUAAAGACAUAUUAAAUGUUAAUGUUUCAGUAAAAUAAUAUGGU